AUCCAAAAAUAAAAUGGUAUCAGACAGAGGAUCGUUUGAUACUUAAUGUGAAGAUCAUGGACCCUCAAGAGAAAAACUGCGAGUUCUUCAGAAACCGAGUGAUAUUCAGGGCUGUUUGUGGAGAUAAAGUUUACCUGGCUGAUUUGGAGUUGCAUGAUGAAAUUUUGAAAGAGAAAUCAACAUGCAUCAUAAAAAGCAGUGAAACAGUCAUUACUCUUGUUAAACAAACUGAAACUAUUUGGAAACAGCUGCUACGUUCCAAGAAUGCAUUUGUUACAGUAGAUUUUGAUCACAUUGAAGAUAUUGAGGAGCUAAGUGGUAUUAAAGGUACUGCUGUGCAAGACAUCUUUACAUCCACAUUUUUAAAUGAAGAACAUUUGUAUCCAAACUUUUGUUGAUAAGUUUGAAGACUGAUGACUGCCAGAAAAGUUUGGUUGAAAUCACAUCUUGUCUAAUUAUUUGGAUCUUUUCAUUAUUUAGUAUAUUUUGAAAUAAAAUUGUGUUGCUUAUAAUUGCACUUGGCCAUCACAUAUCUGUUGAACAUUGGAGAUUUAAUGUUUUUUUGCACCUGUAAACCUAAUUCAUACAAUGUUACUGUCUGUGAUUGAACUCAGUUUUCUCAUGAUAAUGUGACAGUUCAAGAGUUCCAGUAGAAUCAGUAAAUGCAAGAAUCAAACAACAAGUGGGCUCUGAUGUCAUCUGUUACAUUAACCUGCAUCAAGUUAAAGAAAAGUUCUGAGACCCCAGCACACCCCAUCAGUGCUUGACAAACCCCCAACUGCG
Erpetoichthys calabaricus (reedfish) is the source of this 783-nucleotide messenger RNA. RefSeq names its product putative ATP-dependent RNA helicase TDRD12. NCBI's taxonomy places the organism in Eukaryota, Metazoa, Chordata, Cladistia, Polypteriformes, Polypteridae. The transcript is spliced from 4 exons. The record is from RefSeq and is a predicted model, not a curated record. Gene Ontology annotation, biological process: germ-line stem cell division; transposable element silencing. The coding region runs from base 57 to 398 and encodes 113 amino acids.